Darwinula stevensoni is the source of this 3646-nucleotide messenger RNA. Lineage: Eukaryota; Metazoa; Arthropoda; Ostracoda; Podocopida; Darwinulidae. The record is from the annotation of a GenBank genome assembly.
UAUGUCUGUGGGAUCUCUUCUUCAGUGGACACCCCAGAUCCCUAUAUCGUUCUCCAAGUGCCUGGGACCCCAAAUGGAAAGAAAAAAACCGCUUAUUACAAGAACUGUGUCAAUCCCAUCUGGGAUGAGACCUUCAUCUUCUAUGUGGAUGCUUUUCAACAUGAAAGACAUCUGGAGGUGACAUUGAUGGAUGCCAACUACACCAAGAACUAUGUGAUAGAUACAGUGAUGAUUCCCCUGAGUUCCUUGGUUUCUCAUCAGGUCACUCACCUCGAGCUCGUUUUCAAAAAGAAGUCGGUGGUGAAUAUAGAAGUGCUUCUGAUACCUGAGGUGAAUCCUGAUCUUCGCUAUAGUCUUGCCCUUUGUGAUGAAGAAAAGAAUUUCCUGAAGAAUAGGAAGCAACAUGUUUUCACUGCUCUAAGGAAGCUGCUCGGGGAUGAUUUGGGGCCCCAUAAUAUCUCAGAAGUGCCAACCAUUGGUCUUCUUGGCUCAGGUGGAGGAUUCAGAGCCAUGACUUGCCUUAGUGGGUGUUUUAAGGGUCUUGCUGAUUCUGGCAUCCUUGAUUGCAUCUCUUAUGUUGCGGGCUUGUCGGGGUCUUCAUGGUACCUAUCGCAGUUAUAUGCUCACAGGGAUUUUCCAAAGAAAGGGCCUGGCGAAUUGGAAGGUGGCCUGAAGGAGCGGGUGGGAAGAAAUUGGAAGCGUCUUCUCACUGCUUCCAACCUUAUGCACUACACAAAUAUUGUGAUCCAGAAAGCUCGCAAGGGACAGCCUGUCUCAUUCACAGAUUUGUUUGGUCUUCUUCUCCAUGACAGCAUUCUUAGUCUGGAAACCCAUGAGAUGUAUUUGAGUGCCCAGAAACAGAAACUGGAGGAGGGCUGGUGUCCUCUUCCUUUGUACACCUGCCUCCAUGUGAAGAAGAAUGUGUCAGAACGUGUCUUUCAAGAGUGGGUGGAAUUCUCCCCAUAUGAGAUUGGAAUUGCGAAGUAUGGGGUGUUCAUGAAGAGCCAUCUCUUUGGAUCCAAAUUCUUUAUGGGGAAAAUCAUUCAGGAAUUCCCUGAACUACCUCUUCACUAUCUCCAAGGUAUAUGGGGCAGUGCUUUCACGAUCCUCUUCAAGCGGCUUAUUCAAGAGCGAGGGAGAAAAGAUGUGGCUGAGAUGCUACGGGAUCAGGCACAAGAAGAGGCUUCUUGCCUAGCUGAGGAAGAUCAAGUUUUCAGGAAUGAAUUUGAAGAUACACUGGUGUCAGACAAGAUAAGUGAUGAGAGUGAAACAUCAGAGGAUGAAACUGAGGAAUUGAGGAAAGGAGAGGAAAGUGCAGUGCAGAAACAAGUCAAAGUGGAUGGGAAGGAAUUCAAUGGGAACGCAGAAGGACCUGUUCCAGGUUUCUUUGAGAAUCUUCGCGUUAAGAGUCAUCAAUUCCUUGUUGCCCUUAGCACAAAGAAGAAGGGAAAUACUGAGUCCACUCUGGCAUGUUUUGUGGAGAAAACACAAGGAGUGCUAGACCUCUCCAAUGAGAACAUUUCUCCCUCUCCUUCCUCUGUGUCUUUACCUAUUGUUGACACUAAUGCUGCUGAUGUGGCGAUUCCUGUGAGCCACUCCCAGCCCAAGGGCUUAGAUAAAAUCAGGAGGAAGGUGCAGAAUAAAAAGAAAAAGACAGAUGAGAAGGCACAUAGGAGCAUUUGGCAAGGCAUAACCGAUCGUCUGUUGAGCAGCCCUCUUUUUGACACUCGGGCAGGACGUGCAGGUCUUGUCUACAAUCCCUUGAGGGGUCUAAUAUUGAAUCAAAAGUACCCCAUCUCCCCCUUUGCUCCUGUCACAAAUCCUGAGGAUGAAACGGAUGACUUCAAGGAGAUACAUGAGGUGAUGCAGACAGAGAGAAAGACACUAUACCUAGUGGAUGGAGGGCUGACCUUCAAUUCCCCAUAUCCACUUCUCCUUCGACCUCAGAGAGGAGUCCGCAUCUUUCUCUCCUUUGACUUCAGUGGUCGACCCUCUGAUGACACUCCUCCAUUCAAGGUGAGAAAGCUCAUGAGAAUCACAUCAAGGUGCAGCAGACAUAUUUUUGAAAAUUAGUUUUCUACACAGCAAGAAGUAGCUUUGUAGAUAUCUUUCUGAAAUAAAUCUGACAAGAACGGAGCAUCUGACCUGAUGUGGCUCUACUGUAAGUUUUGCAUUCACAAUUUCCUCAUGGAAAACUAUAAUUGACUGGAAGAGUGUAGGCUUCAGUCACUCUAAGUUAGCAUCCAGACAUCAAGGAUAAUUUUAUUUGAUUUUUUAAUUGGUUUCAGGAGCUGCUGUUAGCUGAAAAAUGGGCUCAACUCAAUAGGAUCCCAUUCCCUCCAGUCACUAAGCAAGUGAAAGAAUAUGUCAAGGAACAUAUUCGUGAAUGCUAUGUAUUCAAGGACCCUGAAGAUCCUGCUGUGCCCACCAUCCUGCAUUUUGUUCUUAUCAACAAUUGCUUCCGUUCUUUCUUGGCACCAGGUGUGUUUCGAACAACAGAAGAGGAACGGAAUUUUGCAGACUUCUCUUUGUUCAGUGAUCCUGAGAAUCCAUAUUCUCUAUUCAACUUCUCCUACACACCAUUGCAGUUUGAUAGACUUUCAAAGCUCAUGGAAUUUAACACACUCUUGAAUGUGGAGACAAUCAAGGCAGAGAUAGCAGCUGAGAUCCAACGCCUACGAGGAAAGGAAAAGACUCCCUUUGUCCGCCUGUUCUCAGAGAAGGACAUCUCACGGCUGAAGGAAGUUUAUGGAGAUGCUGCAAAUUUGGAAAAACUCCGUGAGUACGCCAAGCAAAUGCAAGAUGCCAAAUUUAAUGAUAGCCUGAACUAAUGAAAUGCCUAGUUACCCUAUGCACAGCGUCAGUAUGUUUUCUUGACCUCUGUUUGUUACAUUGUUGAAAUUUAUUAUUGUUCUCUUUGCCAUACAUGGUCUUGUUGCUAAAACUCAUUUUAGUUUUGCAAUUCCUUUGAAAUUGUUUCAUCAUCCUUGUUUUCAGUUACAGCAAUGUGGACUUACGUUCUACAUAUUGCCUUGCAGUUUAAUUGAUGGUGUGUGCAUAAUUCAUUGGCUGGAAUGGCUGGAAAUUCAUUAUUUGAUAAUGAUAUGUGUUGUUGAGGGUAAAGGCUACCCUUUGUAAUGCUGAAUUGCAUCCUUUCUUUCCAUAUUAUGAGGUCUAUGCAAACAACAGUUUCAAGUGUUCCAAGUGUUAGUGCCACAUUUUUGCCAUUCGUUUACCAGUACCUGAUGUGCCAUUGACAGUUUGCUCAUGUGUGAUGGUUGACUUUUCCAUGAUGUGUAAGGCUGUUGACUUAGUGACUCUGUAAAAGCACAACUCCUUUCUUAUUGUCUUUCACUUGCUCAGAAGAUGACUACUGGUAUAGUACUUUAACUCCAAAUUUUUUCAAAUGUGUCUACUGUGUCGUCAAAUGUGUCUACUCUUGUUGAGAAUCUGAGUACAUACAGGUCUUUUCUUUUAUUUUAAGCCAAUGGAGUCAGUUUAUAUGAGACUUAGUUCAUCAGUUCCCUCCCCUUUUCAGAGGCAUUGCUUGUAUCACCAGAGGCUAUUAUUUUGUACUUCCUAAUGCCUUUUAAGAAAUGCGAAUAAAUUUUUGUUAUGAAACCAGAUCAGUGGCCUUGACAGCUCC